UUGUACUUCACUAGAAUAUUUUUGCGAUCGAGGAUUUUUGAAUUACUUCGCAUCUAUAAAAUUAUUAAUUAUUAAAUUUUUUUAAUUAUAAGUAAUAAUUUUUAAUUAAAAUGGCAUCUUUGUUGUCCCGUGCAGCACUGUUGACAGAAGUUUGUUCAAGAAAUGGACAAAAGAUCCUUGGUCUUGCAACUGCUGGUCAAAGACGUAAUUUAAAUGUCCAAGAACAUGUUUCAUACACUUUACUUAAUGAAGCUCAUAUUCCAACACCAAAGUUUGGUGUUGCAAAGUCGGCUAAAGAUUGUGAAGAUAUUGCAAAAAAAUUAAAUACAAAUAACCUGGUUUUAAAAGCUCAAGUUUUAGCUGGUGGACGUGGUAAAGGUCACUUUAAAAAUGGUCUUAAAGGUGGUGUUCGUGUUAUUAAUACACCGGAUGAAGCUCGUGAUAUUGGAGGAAAAAUGAUUAAUCAAUUGCUAGUAACAAAACAGACUGGAUCCGCAGGCAGAAUUUGCAAUUCUGUAAUGGUAGCUGAAAGAAAAUUUCCACGCAGAGAGUUUUAUUUUGCUGUAAUGAUGGAAAGAGCAUUUAAUGGUCCCGUAAUUAUCGCAUCAUCGCAAGGUGGUGUUAAUAUUGAAGAAGUUGCUGCUGAAAACCCCCAAGCAAUUUUAUAUGAACCAGUUGACAUUGAAAAAGGUUUAACAAAACAACAAGCUCUUGAAAUUGCAAAAAAAGUUGGACUAGCAGAACAUGCUGAAAAAACCGCAGAAAUGUUAUUAAACAUGUAUGCUUUAUUCGUUAAAAAAGAUGCUCUCCUUAUUGAAAUCAAUCCAUAUGCUGAAGAUGCAAUUGAAGGCUUCUAUGCCCUUGAUGCUAAAUUCCGUUUUGAUGAUAAUGCUGAGUUUAGACAAAAAGAGUUGUUUGCUCUUAGAGAUUGGACACAAGAAGAUCCAAAAGAAGUUGAAGCUGCAAAAUAUGACUUGAAUUAUAUUACUUUGGAUGGUACAAUUGGAUGCAUGGUUAAUGGUGCAGGAUUGGCCAUGGCAACAAUGGACAUUAUUAAAUUACAUGGAGGUGAUCCAGCUAAUUUCUUAGAUGUUGGUGGUGGGGCCACUGCUUCUGCUGUAAAAGAAGCAUUCAAAAUUAUUACUGCUGAUCCAAAAGUCCAUGCUAUCUUAGUUAAUAUCUUUGGUGGAAUUAUGCGUUGUGAUGUUAUUGCGGAGGGUAUUAUUGCAGCUGCAAAAGAUUUAAAUCUAAGAAUUCCAAUCGUUUGCAGAUUACAAGGAACAAAAGUGAAUGAAGCAAGAGAAUUGAUUAAAAAAUCAAAUAUGAAAAUUUUACCUCGUAAUGAUUUAGAUGAAGCGGCUAAUUUAGCAGUUCAUUUAGCACAAAUUGUUCAAUUGGCACGUGAAGUUAAUAUGGAUGUCAACUUUGAGAUUCCAGAACAUGUUUUUUGAAAGUAAAUUAAUAACUUAGUUAGAAAAAGUUAUUUGAAGAAAGAACAAAAGAAAAACUAAAUAAUUAUAUAAAGAACGAAUAUUUGAGAGGGAGAACCAAAUUUAUACAUGAUGAAAAUUGAUUCAAUUUUAAUAUGACAUUAAAUAUAUUUUUUGUAUAUUUGCACUAUAUUUCUACUCCAUUUUUUUUCCAAAAAGGUGGAUUUUUCGCGGCAAAAUUAAAAUUUUAAAAAUAAAGCAGUUACUAUAGGAAUAAAAAACGUCAUUGUGUAGAUAAUAUUAUAAAUUAGAAUUAAAUUAUUCAAUAUUCACUAAACAAUAUUGUAAAUCAUUAAGCAAAAAAUCAUAAAUUUUUCUGUAAUUUUUAAGUAGAAAGUAAAUUGAUGUUGUAGGUUCUCUAAUCAACUUUAAAUAGGAAAAAAAUUUAAUCUUAAUAUUUUAUAAUUUAAUUUAUUAAUCUUUCUAAAUUAAAAAGUUGUUCAUAUAAAAAUUUUAUAAGUAAUUCAAAAGAUUACAAUAAUUAUUUAAGUACUUCCUUCUUAAAUAAUUUAGAAAGAUUUGCUGUACGAAUUAUCAAAAAAAAAUUAUUGAUAAUUUUAUGUCUUUAAAAUUGGCCUGUAGAAUUUGCUGUUAACCAUUUAUAACUAUUGUUUUUAUUUUAAAUAAAUGUAUUAUUUGUAUACAUAAAAUAAAA
This is a messenger RNA of Condylostylus longicornis, 2145 nucleotides long. RefSeq names its product succinate--CoA ligase [ADP-forming] subunit beta, mitochondrial-like. Lineage: Eukaryota; Metazoa; Arthropoda; Insecta; Diptera; Dolichopodidae. Gene Ontology annotation, molecular function: succinate-CoA ligase (ADP-forming) activity; ATP binding. Gene Ontology annotation, cellular component: mitochondrion; succinate-CoA ligase complex. The record is from RefSeq and is a predicted model, not a curated record. Bases 111 to 1451 code for a protein of 446 amino acids. Gene Ontology annotation, biological process: succinyl-CoA metabolic process; tricarboxylic acid cycle. The transcript is spliced from 9 exons.